Messenger RNA from Carya illinoinensis, 2987 nucleotides. RefSeq names its product protein GRIP. NCBI's taxonomy places the organism in Eukaryota, Viridiplantae, Streptophyta, Magnoliopsida, Fagales, Juglandaceae. The coding region runs from base 341 to 2749 and encodes 802 amino acids. The transcript is spliced from 22 exons. Gene Ontology annotation, biological process: reciprocal meiotic recombination. The record is from RefSeq and is a predicted model, not a curated record.
AAGAUGAAGUAUUCCAUUCUUGAAUCCUGGUUAUUCCUGACUCCAUAUGGCGGAGUCGGAGCUAUCUUUCUUAGCGACGUUCCCCUGCUAGAAACACAGCAGGAAUACGGCCCGUAAAACGAGGGCGCUUAAUUGUUUCCUUCCCUUGUUUGUCUGCCUGUGUAUCCAUGAGAACUGACAUCCGUUCGAACACCGGCGAUCUCAGUCCCCACUAUUCUUCAAAACGUUUCGCUUUUGGAUCUCGAGUCUAAAUUGAAUCUCUAGUGUUUGGUGGAUAGAUCCCAACACUUUUGAUUGUAGAAGUUAUGUAGUAGCCAAUGUGGACAGAAGAGCAAGACUGAUGAGCGAGACAAUGGCAGCUGAGGGAGGUGAUUUGGCUGGAGCGUUGGAAACUCAUGCAGAAGAUGCUCUAAGAUCUGAGAAACACUCAUCUGACAUGAGCUACACGAGCAAUGGGAAUCUUGCCAUGGAAAAUGGGUUGCCUGAUGUCAACCCGUGUUCAAAUGAUACUUAUGAUCAGAUGGUUCAAAUGGUUACUGACCUAAGAUUUCAGAAUGAAUUUUUGAAGUCCCAGUUUGAGGGUUUGAGGCAUUUUCAAUCGGAUUCAAAUGUGUCUAACCAACAGACAAAGGCAAGUGAGAUUGGUGAUGGGGAAUAUGAAGAUGUGAAAGAACUUCGUGAAAAGAUAGAAUCUUUGAAGGGAGAACUUUUGGAGGAAAAACAGACAAGGGUUGCAGCGGAGGUGGCUUUGAAGCAUCUUACAGAGGCAUACUCGGAGGCAGAUGCAAAAGCCCAAGAUCUCUCUUCAAAGCUCGCUGAAGCUCAACAGAAGUUGGAUCAAGAAAUAAAAGAGCGUGAAGAGAAGUACUCUGAACUUGACUCGAAAUUUAGCAGGCUUCACAAACGAGCUAAACAACGCAUACAAGAUAUUCAAAAGGAAAAGGAUGAUCUUGAGGCUCGUUUUCGUGAAGUGAGUGAUGCGGCUGAGCAAGCAUCAUCCCAACAGACAUCAUUGCAGCAAGAGCUUGAGCGUACACGGCAGCAAGCUAAUGAUGCAUUAAAAGCAAUGGAUGCAGAGAGGCAACAAUUAAGGAGUACAAACAAUAAACUGCGAGACACCAUUGAGGAAUUGCGGCGUUCAUUGCAACCAAAAGAGAGUGCUCUCGAGGCUUUGCAACAGUCACUAUUGGAGAAGGAACAGAUGUUGGAAGACAUGCGAGGACUAUUACAAGCUGCGGAUGAAAAGAGGCAAGCUUCGAUAGCCGAGCUCUCUGCUAAACAUCAGAAGAAUCUGGAGAGUUUGGAAGCCCAACUUGCUGAUGCAUUCUCGGAGAGAAGCAAAGCAACUGAAACUAUUUCUGCGUUACAGGUGCUAGUUGCGGAAAAAGAGUCCAAGAUUGCAGAGAUGGAUGCAGCCUCAACUGGUGAAGCAGCUCGGCUUAGAGCUUCUAUGGAAACUGUAAAGGGAGAGAUUGCUCACCUAAAACAUGAGCACGAGAAAGAAAAGGAGGGCUGGGAAGCUGCCUCGCAGACACUUAGAACGAAACUGGAAAUUGCCGAGAGUAAUUGUAUACGUGCUGAAAUUGAAGCAGCUAAAAUGAGAAGUCAUCUGGAAUCUGAGGUGUCUGCUCAAGCCCGGUUGCUAAGUAUUAGAGAUGCAGAAUUAGUGGCCGCGAAGGAGGAGAUCAGCCGCCUUGAAAAUGAAUUUUCUUCCUACAAGGUUCGUGCUCAUGCACUUCUCCAAAAGAAGGAUGCAGAGCUAGCUGCAUCUAAAGAAUCUGAACAACUUAAAGUUCUUGAAGAAGCGCUAAAUGAAGCUGAAAAAGAAGUAUCAUCUGUCUCUACAGAAAGGGAUAGAGCCCUACAAGAUCUUCAGAAUGCUUUGGCUAAUCAUGAUAAAGAACUCAAAGAAAGAGAUAUGAUCCUUGAAAAUGCCAAGCAGCAGAUUAAGAAUUUGGAAAUAAAGCUUAUUUCUGCUACUGCUAGCCACCAAUCAGAUAAGGAAGCAUGGGAAAUGAACCUUCAAAAUUUAGAAGAAACAUGGCGAUUGAGAUGUGAGGCUGUGAAGGCUCAAAACGAAGCAUCUUCUGGGGAGGACCUGCAAAGAGAAUUAGAGGAGCUCAAACUACGUUAUAAAGUAUUAAAGGAAGAGCAUGACUCAUUUCGCGAUCUUGCUGAUAGAAUGAUCGAGGAGAAGGACAAAGAGAUGGCUAAACUUUUAGAUGAUAAUAAGAAUCUUCAUCAAUCUCUGGAAUCUAGACCACCUGUUGAUCACUAUGAUAACUACAGGACAGCCAUGCAAAAGCAAGAUGCACAGAAUGCAAGCACUUCUGCAGCAGAACAGCAGAUUCUGCUUUUGGCAAGGCAGCAAGCUCAGAGAGAGGAAGAGCUAGCACAGUCACAACGGCACAUUUUAGCACUUCAAGAGGAAAUUGAGGAGCUUGAACGUGAAAAUCGUCUUCAUAGCCAACAGGAAGCCAUACUGAAGGCUGAACUUCGCAACAUGGAAAGAAUGCAGAAGAGGGAAGGAGUAGAUAUGACGUAUUUGAAAAAUGUUAUCUUAAAGCUUCUUGAAACGGGUGAAGUGGAGGCUCUACUACCAGUGAUUGGGAUGCUUCUUCAAUUUAGUCCUGAGGAGAUUCAGAAGUGUCAACAAGCAUACCGCAACUCUACAGAUGUUCCACCAAACCCAGCCACUGAUGCUUCAGGAUCUGCCGGCUCUCUUUUCUCAAGAUUCUCAUUUUCUUAACGGCGGGAGAAAACCAGAGGAUUCUUUCCUUGCACAGGAUUAUCUGCAUCUGCAACUCAGUUGCAAUCAUGUUGGCUGUCAUGCGCAGAUUCUAAAGAGCAGGUGUGGUCUCGAUAAUCUUGUAUUUAUCUUGUAACAAUAUACUGUUGCAUGAGAAAGGUUGAGAUAUUGUAAAGAACAAUUAAAGUUGAGAAUGAUAUACAUCAAAUUUCAAGAGAGGGAGUAGAACAUUGUGGCA